AUGACUGAAAAUUCUGCUUCUGAACCACCACCACUUGUCGAACCACAAGAGCAUAAAUUAACAGUAACUAUUAAGUCUGUUGAAGGCCUCAAUUUUGGAACAGAGCUUGGCAAUCAACAAAUUGCCGCUUCAAUACUGUUCCCUGGACAUCAACUUGAUAUGAUGAGUCAACUUGUUCCGCCAGCACCAAAAAUAACAUUUGAUUUCACAGAAACAUUCGAUAUCAAGUUUUAUCCAAAUUCAACAAUCAACGCUUUACUUCAAGCUCCAUUAGAAUUUUUCGUUUACGUUUGCACUCAGGAUUUAAAGCGCACAAAUCAAGUUGCUAAAUUUACAUUCGGAUUCGAUCAGCUUUUAUACGUUACUUCAUAUACAGCCAUUUUAGAUGGUACUGUUCUUCCUGAUGGAGCUCAGAUUCUUCCCGCUGAAGGAAUUAAGGCUUCCAUUAACUUUGCAUGGGAUUCUCCGAUUAUUGAACCAGAAGAUUUUGAACAAACAUUAAUUGCUUCAUUGAAUUUAUCUCCAAUUUCAGCUUUACCACAAGCAAUUGUUAACUCGAACGCAACACCAAAUAACUUCGGAACUCACAUUUUCUCUUACAUUCUUUGCGGAACAUUACCAAAUGGACAAGUAAUCUUCAUGGAUAAUGGUAAACUAAACGCAACAAAUCCCGAUGGAUCUGAUGCUCAAAUUGUAUUUCCAAAUCCAAUGAAGUUUUACGUUGGACCAGAAGAUUUUGCAAAAUGGAAGGAGACAGCAGAGAAAGAAGAGAACAUUUCAGUAUACCUUAUCCCAGAGCUUACACCUAUACUACAACCACUCGGUUUACUUCCUUCCCAAUACGACAAAUUAUACGCUCGUGCUGAAAUUCCAUUCUCACAGUUCUCCAAGGCCGGCCGUUCCCAUUUCCUCGGUCAAACUCAACUCUUUACCGAUCCAAAGUACUCAGUUGAAGACCCUCCAAUGCCAAAUUCACUUCCAAACGGUUUUCCUGAAGAACCAGUUGAUCCAACCGGCCGCAGAAAAGUUGUUGCUAAGAAGGGAUUGCCAUCAUCACGUUCUUCAGCCAAAACCAAACAAGGAGCCAACACAACAGCGAGUACAAAGAAGGCAAAAGCUUUGUCAGCGAAAGAUAAAAAGCUUCAGCAGACAAUUCUCCAAAUCUUCCAAGGAAUUGGAGAUUCCGAUGUCUACAAAGACUCCGCCACACAAAUUCGCAUUGAGUUAGCUCUUUCAAGACCAUUAGUUCCUCGUAGUGCAACACCAAUCGAAUCAAAACCUCCUGAAGAAGUUGUCAGACCAUUACCAAAGAUGCACGCGAACAAAUUAGCCAAUGCAACAAAAGAGUUCUGUCGCCAGGUUAAUAUCGCUAUUACACAACUCAGCGAGAGCCAGAAUCGCGAUGAAUUGAGGAAGAUCAUCAAAGAACAACUGAAACCAUCCGUUGUCGAAGUUGUCCAACAAGUUUACCUCAAUAAACCAGAACCUUCCGUCGAAGCAUCGAAGAAGAACGAAGCAGAAGACAAACAGGAAGACAAAGAAAACAAAGAAGCUGAAAUAGGAAAUGCUUUUAUUUCAGAAUUGAGAUCCUAUUUGAUAUUACAUCUCAACAAAGUUGUAAAUCAAAGAUUCAAACUCACAUUCCCAUCUUCUUCUUUGUCUCCUCCUGAAAUGGACAUUGAUUGUCUCUCAAGGCGCAUUGCUUCUCAAAAACUGUUUAAGACUGAUGAUUUGGGAGCUUUGCAUCAAAAGAGAUGUCAAUUGGAUCCAUUAAAUCCACAGUGGCCAUAUGAAUACGCGCUUUAUUUAUCAGAUAUCAAAGACGAAAAAGCACUUGAUAACUUUGCUCGCGCUAUUUCAAUUGAUUACCACUUCAAGGCCGCAAUUUUAGGUUUCUGUUCUCUUUUGGUCAAGAAUGGAAACAAGAGUGAUGCAUUAGUACUUUUAGACAUGCUCGGAAAUGAGAUGCCAACAGAUCCAACAGUUACUGUUUGCCAGUCAUUGGUUUACACUUUGUUGGAAUCAUCAAAAUGCGAUGAAUUCCUCGCAAAGAUUUCAAACAUGGCACAGUCAUUGAACAGAUCUCCUUAUUUGAUUGCCGCUUCAUCUUUGAUCGAUGUUCAUGAUACAUUCGUCUCCGAAAUGGCUCUUUCCAAGGAAAGAACACAAGGCCAGAGAACAAAGGAGUUAUUGAUUUUACUCGCCAAGUUCUCACAGUUGACAGGAGAUCCACAACGCGCUCAAGAAUAUCUCAAAGAAGCAAUCGAAAUGGAUCAAGAAGAUCUUUCAGUUUGGAAGAUGUUAGGAGAAUUCCAAUUCGAAUCAGGAAUGUUCGAUAAGGCUAAAGCAUCUUUCACAUCUCUCUUGACUUUGUCUGAUGAUCCUGACCCUGCUUCAUGCUUGAAACUCGCUUUAAUCAAGGUCAAAGAUAGUGAAUACGCUGCCGCUUACGAUUUAUUGAUGUUCACUGUCCAGAAACUUGAUGACGUUCUUGCAUGGCUUGCUCUCGGUGUUUGCUGCUUCAGAAUGGAAGAAUACACUGAAGCAGACAGUUGCUUUGUCAGGGCAAGUGAAUUAGAUAGAUGGAAUGCAGUCACAUGGGGUUAUUGCACUUUGUUAUGCUUCAAGACUGGUGACCAUGUCAAAGCUUGCCAGGCAUUGAUUUAUACAUGGGCUCUUGGUAUCAAAGAUAGGAGACUUAUUGAUGAAAUCAUUGUUGAAGCUGAAAAAGCUCAAAUUGGAGAAAAAGCAAAGGAAAUAUUAGCCCAAAUGAAGCAGGUUAAGGAAGAAGAUUGCUAUCCUCCAUUCGAGAACCAAAGCAAUUAA
Molecule: messenger RNA, 2826 nt
Organism: Trichomonas vaginalis G3
Lineage: Eukaryota; Parabasalia; Trichomonadida; Trichomonadidae
Product: cilia- and flagella-associated protein 70 family
Exons: 1
Coding region: 1-2826 (941 amino acids)
Biological process (GO): cilium movement; cilium assembly
Cellular component (GO): extracellular exosome; motile cilium
Molecular function (GO): protein binding
Source: RefSeq, a predicted model, not a curated record